Zerene cesonia (dogface butterfly) is the source of this 1621-nucleotide messenger RNA. RefSeq names its product UDP-N-acetylglucosamine--dolichyl-phosphate N-acetylglucosaminephosphotransferase (gene Alg7). The coding region runs from base 261 to 1451 and encodes 396 amino acids. Lineage: Eukaryota; Metazoa; Arthropoda; Insecta; Lepidoptera; Pieridae. The record is from RefSeq and is a predicted model, not a curated record. Gene Ontology annotation, molecular function: UDP-N-acetylglucosamine-dolichyl-phosphate N-acetylglucosaminephosphotransferase activity. The transcript has 5 exons. Gene Ontology annotation, biological process: dolichol-linked oligosaccharide biosynthetic process; protein N-linked glycosylation. Gene Ontology annotation, cellular component: membrane.
UCUUUAAAUUUUGUUUUUGACUUUGCGUGUUUAGACAGGUGUUAUUUAUAUUAUGGACACGUUUUUAUUUAAAGUGAGCUAGAUAAAAUAAAUAAAUCAUAAUGCAAAAUUAAUUUAUCCUUACCUAUAAAAGGUUAUGUUCACAAGAUUAAAAGACUACAUGAACACUAAUGAAAAUACGCACCAAAGAUCUCAGUUCAUAAUUCCCUAUUCACCAAAGGUUUUGUGAUAGCUAUGUUGGUUUAUAUUUAAUAGCAAAAAUGUGGACAAUAAUAAUAAUAUGUAUUAUUUCGCUAAUAGCUUAUUUUGUAACUGAUGAGUUAAUACCGAAACUUAAAGAUUUAUUUAUAAAAGCCGGCUUAUAUGGUGUAGAUUUAUGUAAAGUGUCAAAAGAUAAAAUUCCAGAAGCUAUUGGAGUUGUAUCUGGAUGUGUAUUUUUAGUAACUAACUUCUUGUUUAUACCUGUAGUGUUUGGAAAUAGUCUCAUAGACACAAGGAAUUUUCCCCAUAAUGAGUUUGCAGAGUUGUUAGCAGGUCUAUUAUCAAUAUGCUGCAUGCUUUUACUUGGGUUUGCGGAUGAUGUAUUGGAUUUAAGAUGGAGAUACAAACUUUUAUUACCAACAGUGGCUUCACUACCCCUGUUAGUUGUUUAUUAUGUCAACUUCAACUCAACAACAAUUAUUGUGCCUAUACCUUUAAGAGAUUAUUUAGGGCCUUCUAUAAAUAUAGGAUUUCUUUAUUAUAUAUACAUGGGGAUGUUAGCAGUAUUUUGUACAAAUGCAAUAAAUAUAUUGGCUGGCAUCAAUGGCCUUGAAGUUGGGCAGUCUGUUGUCAUUGCUGCUUCAAUAAUCAUAUUUGAUUUCAUGGAGUUAAGAGGAGAACAGUACAAAGCCCAUACAUUUUCAUUGCAUCUGAUGAUUCCUUAUCUAGCAACAACACUGGCCUUGUUGAAACAUAAUUGGUACCCGUCAAGAGUAUUUAUUGGAGAUACAUUUUGUUAUGUUUCUGGAAUGACAUUUGCCGUUGUUGGUAUCCUAGGACAUUUCAGUAAAACUGUCCUUUUAUUUUUUAUACCCCAAAUAUUUAAUUUCAUAUAUUCUACUCCACAACUUUUUCACAUUAUACCAUGUCCAAGGCAUCGCUUACCUAAAUACAGUGCAGAGACUGAUUUAGUUCAAGCAAGUAGAACUGUGAUAGCAAAGAAAGAUUUGCAUUUAGUGAAUGGUGUUAUUCUAAAAACGUUUACAUUACUACACCUAAUCGAAAGAGUUGAAGAUGAAGAAUAUAUUACUAUUAAUAAUUUAACUAUAAUCAAUUUAUUUUUAAUUAAAUUGGGACCAAUGCCUGAAAAAAGACUUACUUCAAGUCUGUUGAUAUUCCAAAUCUUCUGUUCGUGUUUAGCUUUUAUAAUAAGAUAUCCUAUGGCAUCAUAUUUCUAUAAUAAUAUUUGACAGUUUUUGAUAAAAUGAGACUGUGAUACUCUGAGAGGUCAUAAUUUUAAAUUCAUAUUAAACUACAUAUAAGUGUAGCUUAGCUGUACUGAAAACAUAGUAUAUUUCAAAAUUAAAAUGAAAAAUUAUUUAUGAAAAAGUAUUCAAUUAAAAAAAUAUAUAUAUUUAUU